Messenger RNA from Rhodamnia argentea, 1535 nucleotides. RefSeq names its product probable trehalose-phosphate phosphatase 4. Gene Ontology annotation, molecular function: trehalose-phosphatase activity. Gene Ontology annotation, biological process: trehalose biosynthetic process. The transcript is spliced from 11 exons. The record is from RefSeq and is a predicted model, not a curated record. Bases 187 to 1371 code for a protein of 394 amino acids. Lineage: Eukaryota; Viridiplantae; Streptophyta; Magnoliopsida; Myrtales; Myrtaceae.
GAGGUUUUUUUCCCCCAACUUUCCGAGCCAAUUAUUAACAACCCCUAACCCCUCUCUUCCCCUUCCUCUCCAUCCUCUGUUUCGUUCCUUCCCUCUCACAUUGUUCUCUUCUCUGAAUCCUCUGUUUCUCCCUCGUUUCGUGCCCACGGACACAGAUCACUUUCUCUCUUUCUUUCGUCCAGAAACAUGAGGAGCAUGAUCGUGUCCGCGGACGCAAAGAAAGGAAUGGUGGUAAAGCAGAGAGUCCGGGUUUCGGACCUGAAGCUUGACCUCAUCGACGUGACGAUUCUCCGUUUCUUGGACCUGAAGCAGAUCCUCCAGGUCUCGCCCGGGAAGAGGCUUCUCAAGAUCGAGAGUGUCAAGGACGGCGGUCACGUGGUGAGAGAGGCCAGAGUGAGCAGGUUGCUGGACUCCAUGAGAGCUUCCUCUCCUGCACGUGCAAAGCCUGCAAGUGCGACGACAAGAGCAGCUUCUGUUGAUGACGAGAAAAAGUCAUGGAUCCUGCGUCAUCCGUCGGCAUUGAGCAUGUUCGAAGAGAUAACGAGAGCUUCCAUGGGGAAGAAGAUAGUGAUGUUUCUCGACUAUGACGGCACUCUCUCCCCCAUCGUUGAAGACCCCGAUCGCGCUUUCAUGUCCCAGGAGAUGAGAGAAGCUGUGAAAGACACCGCGACAUUCUUUCCCACGGCGAUAGUGAGCGGGAGAUGCAGAGACAAGGUCUACAGUUUCGUGCAGUUGACGGAGCUAUAUUACGCCGGCAGCCACGGCAUGGACAUCAAGGGACCCCCUAGAAGUUGCAGCAACGGCAACAAAGUAAAGUUCAAUCUCUUCUCACUACAUAGAAUCACAGACGGCGACCUGGUUCUCUGCCAACCCGCGAGCGAAUUCCUGCCCAUGAUCGACGAGGUGUACAAGACCUUGGUAGAGAGCACCAAGUCAAUUCCAGGAGCCAGGGUGGAGACCAACAAAUUCUGCUUGUCCGUGCACUUCCGAUGCGUUGACGAGAAGAGCUGGGAUGCUUUGGCUGAGCAGGUUAAGCUUGUCCUCAGCGGGUACCCGAAGCUCAAGCUGACAUCUGGCAGAAAGGUAUUGGAGAUCCGUCCGACCAUCGAGUGGGACAAGGGCAAGGCCCUCGAAUUCUUGCUAGAGGCACUUGGGUUUGCCGCUUCCGACGACGAUGUCCUGCCGAUCUAUAUCGGAGACGAUCGGACGGACGAAGAUGCAUUUAAGGUUUUGAGACAGAGGGGACGAGGAGUAGGAAUUCUGGUCUCUAAAGUCCCAAAGGAAACAAGUGCCUCUUAUUCUUUGGAAGAGCCCUCCGAGGUCAGGAGAUUUUUGUGCCGUCUGGCGGAGUGGAAGCGGCAGUCACUUUGAUCGGCCCGACAGAGUUUAGUGAAGCUUCACAAUACUAUCGAUUUUUCACCCCAAGUUAUGUAAUCUUUGCGGUGUAGAUCAUGGGCUAUACCAGUACCACAAUCAAUGAGAAUCACAAGCUAAUUGUGAAUAUAUUUGAGAUAAAUUGUUACGUCAUUAUGUAA